AUGGCUGCGAAGCCGUCGAAGGCGAAUUUUCGCUGGUUAGGGAAUUUGCCCCAAUGGCUUCAUAGACUUGACAAAGCUUUAUUACAGUAUAAGCAGUGGAUAUGGAAAUACACAUUUUUUCCCUGAUUAUUAUUGAUGGUUUACUCUUGCCAAUGCUGUAGCAACAGGCGCACCAUGAACCCAAGUGACACCCGCUCUGCACUUUCUUCUCUAGGGAACAAUGAGGCUAAUCCGGUUCUACAGACAACUAACCCCCAGGCUAUGGCCUUUUAUUCUGCUGACUGCUGGAGUUUCUGUUUGGUUUCUGGGCACCAACACACAGCAAAGGAGGGCCCCCGGCUUGUGUGCUUCUGAGGAUAUUUCUGGGACAUGCCGAGCAAAGAAUCACAUUGUUUUCCUGAAGACCCACAAGACGGCUGGGAGCACCAUACUGAACAUCUUGCACCGAUAUGGCGACAGGAACUCGCUAAACUUCGCUUUGCCCUACGAACGUGACUUUAAUUAUUCGCAUUAUUUCAAUGCGAGCCUGGUGAAAGGAUUCCACAACGCCAGCCGGCCACCAUACCACAUCCUGUGCCAUCACAUGCGCUUCAAACUCUCAGAGGUUCGCAAGGUCAUGCCUUCAGACUCCUUCUAUUUCACCAUUCUACGGGAUCCAGCUGCGGUGGCAGAGUCCUCUUUCUCUUAUUACCGAAAAUACUGUCCAACCUUUAAAGAGGCACCAAACAUCAAAGCUUUUAUCUACAACACUUCUCAUUACUAUCGACCCAACAAUGAAUCUCAUCACUACGCCCGCAACCUUCUGUGGUUCGACCUUGGUUUUGACCCUGAUAAACCAUUCACAGAGUAUGCGGCAAGUAAAGGAGUAAGGGCAGUGGAAGAUGCCUUCAACCUCGUCCUACUUGCUGAGUACUUUGAUGAAUCUAUUAUCCUUCUCAAGGAAGAACUGUGCUGGGAGCUGGAUGAUAUAGUGACGUUUAAACUCAAUGCUCGGGAGAAGCCCACACAACUUGAACCUAAGGAUGUUGAGAGGUUACGGGCUUGGAACUCCUUGGACUGGUAUCUUUAUGUCUAUUUUAACCGCACUUUCUGGGAAAAAGUGGAGAGAUUUGGUAGGGCAAGGAUGGACAUGGAAUUGACGAGGUUAAGGGGACGGAGACAACAGCUAGCUGAGAUGUGUCUGGAAGGCUCAACGCCUUUAAGAGCUGAUCUAAUACAGGAUGAGGCCAUAAAGCCAUAUCAGCCUAAGGAGGAAAAAAUCUUAGGUUGGAAAGUAAGACAUGAUCUCAGACCCAGCACCAUGGCCAUAUGUGUCCAAAUGAUAACUCCAGAAGUGCAAUACAAGUACCUCUUGGAUGACUGGCAGUUCCCAGAAGAUGCACAAUAUAGAGCCAAGAUGAAGUUGUUAUUAUCAGAAAAGAAGCCAGUGACGGGUCCAGUGAAUAAAAUAACAGAGCCUCCAGGGAGUAAGCCAGAGAUGAUUGUAGGGAAUAAGACAGAAGUGCGUUCAGGGAAUGAGCCAUAAGUAGUUGAAGCAAAUAAGACAGAAGUGGCUACAGAGAAAAAGCUAAAUGGUCAGCAGACUCAAAGGCAAUAAGCCAGAAGUGAUUACAGAGAAAGAGCUCAAUUGUCACUUCAAAAGAAAAGCAUGUGCUUGGCUUUAUGUGAUCAGACCCCAAAGACUUUAUCAGUGGUUGGCUAGAUGUCAGCUGACAUCAGAAAAUACACCAGGGGUUGGCUAUAUGUCAACAGACUAAUUAGAAUAAACAAGCAGUUGCAAAGAAUAAGCCAACAGUUUGAUAGCUGUCAACCAAUUCCAUGGUAAAGACCAACAGUUGGAUAGAUAUCAGCAGACAAGAAGCUGUUGGUUGGCUUGUCGAUUAUGGACUUCUGGGUAUAAGUCAGUAUUUGGCUAGAAGCAAACUAGUGCAAGGGAACAAGCCAGUGGUUAGUUAGAUGACCAGCAUAUUUAAGGGAAUAAAUUAAUGGUAAUUAGAUGGACAAAAGACACCCGGGUAUGAGCCCAUGGCUUGCUAGCAGUGAUCACCCCACCUUAACUUUCCUCCUACAACCCUUACUUCUCCUCUAUGGGAUCUUCCUCAUACAGGAUUUGGACGACAAUUUACCUCUUCUAUAUGGAGCAAGCCACGAAAUCCAUCCCUGUGCUAUUUGUAUCUGUAAAAAUUACUGUGGGUAUGUGAUUUUGUUCCACUCCUGACACGGUGUGUUUGAGGCAAUGAUGCAAAUUUGGGGUUACACAAUGUUAUGGUGCACACGAAUGCCUUAAAGUGGACUUGUUGCUGUGAUACUUCAAGGAUCAUCUCCAGAAUGGUCUUUUGUCACUAAAAUGACUCUGCCCUCAUCUCAUGUCAGUAUAUUCUAUUGUUCUCACCAAUACUAUGCCUGUGGGGAGCAGAAAGAACCUACAUAUAAUGAGAUAAGCCUUGCAGCUUCAUUCUCCUAUGAAAAUAUUGACAACACCGAUCUUGGAGGACCCUUUGAGGUGCACAGCCAAAGCUUCUGCAGGCUUCUAGAAGUCCACCUGGAAUGAACAAAGAGCCAAUUUUAAUGGUCAUAUAGUACAUCCCUCCUUGUGCUCACUUGUAUAACUCCUAAAUAUUUCUUAUAUUGUGAGUAGCCCUCCUUGGCUUUUUUCUGGUGCUUGCUGACCAACUGGACCUACUCCCACUGACACCGUGCUCUGAACCUUUUAUGAUUAUCCGUGGUGUGUCCACUAUGUAAAAUGACUUUAUACUACACAUAUGAUAUAUACCUACCUCAGAUACACAGUUCUUAUGUCAUCAGUCUUUAUGAUAUAUACCUCAGGCACAGUGGUGUAACUCACAAUUCCAACCUGCCCCCCGCCUGCCCACUCCCUGUUUCCACCUCCAAUGUAGGUGCCAUCUCCAGGCCACCUAUGUCCUGCCUCCCAGCUUGCAGGCAGUUGAGCAGCUGCAGAGGAGAGAAUAAAUUCUAUGGACCAGAUUCAAUUCAGUGAGAAAAAGUUAUCUCAUGGUUUAUCAUGUGAUAACUCAUGGCCAAGAUUCAAUUCGAGGAGAAAAAACUUUUCUC
Messenger RNA from Xenopus laevis (African clawed frog), 3072 nucleotides. RefSeq names its product galactose-3-O-sulfotransferase 4-like (gene gal3st4.L). NCBI's taxonomy places the organism in Eukaryota, Metazoa, Chordata, Amphibia, Anura, Pipidae. The transcript is spliced from 3 exons. Bases 221 to 1525 code for a protein of 434 amino acids. The record is from RefSeq and is a predicted model, not a curated record.